Molecule: messenger RNA, 1719 nt
Organism: Engraulis encrasicolus (European anchovy)
Lineage: Eukaryota; Metazoa; Chordata; Actinopteri; Clupeiformes; Engraulidae
Product: lysosomal protective protein-like
Exons: 11
Coding region: 1-1449 (482 amino acids)
Biological process (GO): proteolysis
Molecular function (GO): serine-type carboxypeptidase activity
Source: RefSeq, a predicted model, not a curated record
AUGGCAGACAUGGACAACAAUAAAGACCACAGAGCGUGCCAAGCAGCCUCCAAAGUGUUCACCAUGCUCCUGUGGUCCGGUGCUCUUUUUGUCUCUCUCUGCCUCGCCGGGGCGGCAGCCCAAGGAGGGGCCGACGCCGAUUUAGUGACCAGCCUGCCAGGUCUCACAGAGACCCCCAACUUCAAGCAUUACUCAGGCUACGUACAGGCUGGCCAGGGAAAGUACUUCCAUUACUGGUUUGUGGAGUCUCAGAAUAAUCCCUCCAGCGAUCCGCUGAUCCUCUGGCUCAAUGGAGGCCCGGGCUGCAGUUCUAUGGAGGGCCUGCUCACUGAGAACGGACCCUUUCAUCUGAAUGAUGAUGACACAGUCUACAUGAACCCGUACAGCUGGAACCUGGUGGCCAACGUGCUGUACCUGGAGUCUCCAGCAGGGGUCGGGUUCUCAUACUCCACCUCAGGGGACUACGCCACCAGCGACCCUGUGGUGGCUGAGGACAACUAUGAAGCCUUGCAAAACUUCUUUGCCAAAUUCCCCUCCUUCCAAUCCAACGACUUCUACAUAUUUGCUGAGAGCUAUGGGGGUAUCUAUGGACCCACCCUCGCCCAGAAAGUUGUCAGCAACCCUGGAAACAUCACCUUCAAGGGAAUGGGGAUUGGCAAUGGAAUGUCCAGCUAUGCUUUGAAUGAUAAUUCGCUGCUUUAUUUUGGAUACUAUCAUGGACUUUUGAGUGAGAGCUUGUGGAACCAGCUCAACCAGCAGUGCUGCUCUGGAGGCUCCUGCAACUUCCACAGCAGCAGCAGCAGCAGCAGCGACUGCAGGAACUUGGUGUACCAGGCCCUGUUCCUGAUCCAGGACAUUGGCCUGAACAUCUAUAAUCUGUAUGGAGAGUGCUAUGGCGGGGCGCCCACUAGCGGCUAUGCAGAGCGCUACGCUGCAGACGUGGCCAACCUGUUCAGGGACUCUGGCUUCAACUUCAAACCCCUGGUGGAGCAGGCCGCUAUUCCUGGCGUGCCCAUGUGUAUUAACGCCACGGCCCUGUACGACUACCUCAACAGCCCCAGUGUGCGCACCGCCCUCCACAUCCCCUCCUCUGUGCAGCCCUGGGCUCUCUGCAGCCGCACGGUUAACUCCCAGUACCAGAGGUUCUACAGGGAUAUGACCUGGUUCUACCAGCUUCUGCUGAAGCAGGACCUCCAGCUACUUGUGUACAACGGGGAUGUUGACAUGGCCUGCAACUUCCUCGGGGGAAAGUGGUUCGUGGAGUCUCUAAAGCAGCAGGAGGUGAGCCCAUACCAGCCGUGGGACUACCAGGACCAGAUCGCUGGCUACGUGCAGCAGUAUGAGAAGAUCACUUUCAUGACAGUGAAGGGAUCCGGACACAUGGUACCACAGUACAAGCCUGGCCCCGCACUUCAGAUGUUGAAGAACUACUUGGCUAACUCCUACUGAUCCCUGUAAAUGUGUCAGAUGCUGAAGAACUACCUGGCUAACUCGUACUGAUCCCUGUAAAUGUGUCAAAGUUUAAUUGGGACUCAUACGCAUCAUCCCUCAGGUUGCAGGUGCAUUACAUUGGGACAAACAUCUGAUAGAGUAAGCAUCGAAAUGUUAGUCUGGUGUUUUCACCUAAUAAAUGGUUUAAACAUUAAGCUGCAGUGCACUCCAACUUGUCUCUUCAAUCUCAGUAGAUGUGUUUUGUGUCAGAGACAGACAUCCCGUGUA